Messenger RNA from Bactrocera oleae (olive fruit fly), 6863 nucleotides. The record is from RefSeq and is a predicted model, not a curated record. Lineage: Eukaryota; Metazoa; Arthropoda; Insecta; Diptera; Tephritidae.
CGCGCUGUCCCUCCACACGUUACGUCACGGUUGAAGCACGCAUCUCCACUCGUGCGCUUUUCGCCGCAUUUUUAACGCUGUUUCCGUGUUUUGCUCAACCGGUACGUAAACGAGCACACGCAAAGCAACGAGAAAAGUGAAAAUGCCGACCAAUAAACUGAAAUUGUAUGUGUGAGCGAAGGGAGACAUAAUAACGGCAGCGAAGUCGAAUUGCUUUUGCUAGAGACCAUGCAAGCGGGUGUAACACUGUGAACAUUGGCAUUUUUCUGCAUAACGCUUUGUGCCUGACUUUCGCCAUUAACUGUUGGUUGGCGUAUUUAUUGCUUCACUACUUGGCUGCCUCUUUUUGCCUUUGGCCGCCUCUCCGCACACCUUCUCAUUUGUGUACUAUUCGCUAGGUUUUUGUUUUGUUAUUGCGCGCGCGAGGCGAACAUGUGCUUGUGUGUGUGCCUGUAUGCGUGCAUGUGUGUUGGUGGGGCCAUGAUUUUGGCACUUACACGACAGACUCCAGCCAGUCGUCAACCAAAUCCGGUCGUCUAUGCCGUAUGCUGGUGGUGGCGUUCACUUCGAUUUGCACUGUACGUUUCAGUCUAAGCAAAAUCUUCGCCAGCGACGGUCGCUUUCUGCUCGUCUAUCCCUUGGUUCGGUCGUCGAUACGAAAUCACAGUAGCUGGGUGCGCGCGCGUUGUGACAACGAAGAAACCAUACUUUCUUUCCGAUUAGGCGAUUUUACUUUAUUUAUUUAAAAUUAUUUAUAUUAUUUUUCGAUUUGGUGAAAUGUCACAGUGACUAAACAUUUGCUAAUUUGUGGUUACUAAAUGCUUUUCUACAAACGACUGGGACGUCCCUUUUUGUGAGCAAAAUAUGUUAUGUAUUUGUCUUGUGACUUCUUGUUUUUCUGCUAAUUUUUUGGUCGCUAAAAUAACACGAAAUUCGUGAAAGUGAAAACAUUUGUGCACAUAUUGUUUUUGUAAAAGUUUACUUCGUACACUUUUUACUGUCGUUGCAACGGUAACUCCAAAGUAUAGUCUCUUUUCGCUAAAUAUAAAUUGAUUUCAAAGUGUUUGGAACCCAAGUCAAAUGCUUAGAAAAGGUGCCAAAUUUUCAAAUUGAGGAAUAAAAAAAAAAAAAAAAUUAAAAAAAAAAAUAAUUACUAAAAAUCAAAUAGAUUGCUUCAAGGGUGUAAGUUUAAAGUUCAAGGGUUCAUUUACCUUAAGCAAAAAGUGCUAGAAAUUCCAAUGAACUGCACUUUUCCAACAAGCGUUUGUUUUUGUAUUGCACCGCUUUAACAGUGCUUUAUUUUCGCCAUGCAUUUUGUUGUUGCCAAACUUCUUACGGCUUAGCGCUUGAAAAAAGUCCAGUUCUUCGUUGACACACACACACACAAUUGCAAGUUACACACCGCUUGGACUUAGCCGCCACUCUGUCCAGCGCUGUUCAAUACCCAACAAAAAAUCAAUGUGUACAGCGCUUGUCGCAAUAUUGGACACACUAGCCGCUAGAGCGUGGAAAAUGCUGUGCUAUCGCCGCAAUUAGCAUUGUAGUGCAGCACGUGUGAACAACAAUAACAACAAUUGCAGUCGUACCAGCAGCGCAGCUAGGCAUAGCAGCUCCAAAUACGCCGACAACGAAACGAAACUCCAACUCUAGCCUAUAAACUGCCUGCAGCGCCCAACUGCCAGCAACAGCGCUGUAUUGAACGAUUGCGUGCGUUGACUUUGCGACCAUUUCCUUGCUUACUUCAAACAAAAUACCAGUAUUUUGGUGAAAUCACCUCCUCCGCUUCGCUAAUGUGCCUGUGAACGUCGGCGUACGCUACGUCAAAGAGUGCCGCCUGUAUUGAAAGCGUAGCAGAUUUGUUUUCUGCAUCAACACACCGACUGCGUCUACUAAGUUAUGAUCUGCGAAGGCAUGUCUUCGCCCGCAACGAAUGCAACGAAAUACAAUAACAACAAAGCACACACACACGCUUGAAAAUUGAUAAAUCAAAGCAAUUUACUUAAACAAACACUGGCGGAAAGUGAAACAAGUGAAAACAACAAAAAAAAAAACAAAUAAUGUUAAGCAUUUUUUACACAUAAAACUUACCAAACCAAGGAAGUACUAUUAUUAAAAUUUACAAACUAAAAAUAAAUAAAUAAAUCAAACAAAUCAGUUGAAAGAAAGUACUACGACACAACAAACAACAUACACAAUUUACAACAAAAAAAUAUAUAAAAAAAUUUAAAAACGCAUAAAACUGUAAAUAAAAAUCGCGCACACCAGCAAAAUGUCAACGACCAACGAUAUAGUCACCGCUGAGGCGGCACCAGCCAGCGCGUUGCCAAUGUCGCAAAUGCCCGCUGCACCGACGCCAGCAAACGAUCAGAAUCUGGGCUACGCUCCGAUGAAAAUACGCAAAUUGCGUAUCAUACUCGGCACCAUCGCUGCGCUCAUCGUUAUCGCCCUACUCGCUGUGGCGUUAACAUUCAUCAUCAAAGCUGGGGAUGAUGAUGAUGUGAGCCCACAGGAUAAAGAUAAUGGCCUCCAUUUGGAUGAGGUCAUAACCGGGGCAUUAUCAGCGCAUCGCUUCAAUGGUACAUGGACGCCGCAAUCGCGUAUACUCUUCCGGGAAAACAAUUCGAUUGUCGAGUAUGACGUGAAGACGAAAAAGAAAAGAGUGCUGCUGUAUGAUGAGCACCGUCAGUACUCGCUCUUCGAGAUGUCCGCAGAUCGUGAGCUAUUAUUGUUAGCUAAAAAUUUGUCCAAAUAUUUCCGUCACAGCUUCUUUGCGCAGUACGACAUUUAUAAUAUCACGUCUGGUCAGAUACAACCGUUGAUGAUCAAUGGCGUGCAACAAUUGCUGCUCUUUGCGCAGUGGGCGCCCGUCGGCAACGGGCUGAUCAUCAACUUCGAACGUAAUCUUUACUAUAAGCCAACAGCAUAUGCGGAAGCAAUUCCGCUGACAAGCGAUGAGAGUAUCGCCAUCUUGAAUGGCAUACCCGAUUGGGUGUAUGAAGAGGAGGUGUUUAGCACUAACAUCGCUACCUGGUUCAAUCCGACUGGCACACAUAUCGCAUUCAUCAAAUUCGAUGACUCACCAACACACGCCAUUAAUUUGCCAAUCUACGGUGAGGCCAACGAACCACGUUUUCAAUAUCCACUCACGAAGUUUAUACCGUAUCCGAAGGCGGGCUCCUCGAAUCCGCGUGUCAGUCUCUAUACUGUCGAUUUGGCGCGCGCGGCUAAAGGUUUAGAGUUUCUCACGCAGAUUCCGGUGCCCAGCUCGCUGAACACCGAGACCGACUAUAUCAUCUCAGCGGUCGAGUGGUUAGACAAUGAGCGUGUACUCUCCGUUUGGAUGAAUCGCAUACAAAAUUUGGCAUAUCUGCAGGUCUUCGAUGGUGUACGUCGAUUAGAGAUCUAUAAUAUAGAAUCGAAGACUGGUUGGGUGAAUUUGUUUACACCACCCUUCAAGAACCGCGACGGUUCACGCAUAGCUCUUGUACUGCCACAGCUACAGGAUGAUCAGACUUACUAUCGUCAGAUCUGUACGCUUUCGACGAAAACAUCUGGUGGCGCUGUUGAAACACUAACAAAAGGUAAGUACGUUGUGGAGGGUAUACUACAUUGGGAUGCGGCUAGCGAUGUCAUAUUUUAUAUGGCUAAUACUGAACAACAAUCCCAAGUGGCGCAUGUUUAUGCGAUCAAAGCCGACACAGGCCGUACACCACAGUGCCUCACAUGUGGGCUGCAUGUAUCGGGCGACGUGCAGCAAACAUAUUAUGAGGUUUCUUUCAGUGACGAACGCCAAAUGGCGAUCACUUCGGAUGGUCCCGGCAUACCGAUGACUGUAUUAUAUGAAUGGAACUGGGAAAAUGAUCAAGUGGUGCUGAAGAAAGUUAUCGAUUGGGAAUUGAAUACCGAACUACGUGCGAAACUGAAACUGAAAGCUAUGCCCACCUAUGAAAUACAUACCUUUCCGAUUGCGGGUAACUUUACUGCCAAAGUGUUGCUACAAUUGCCACCCAAUCUCGAUCGUAGUGGCAACACUAAAUAUCCACUACUUGUGGACGUCUAUGGUGGACCCGACUCUACCUCGGUGCUCGAUCGUUGGAUGAUCGAUUGGGGCACUUAUCUUUCAUCAAACCAAUCUGUGAUUUAUGCCAAGAUAGAUGGACGCGGAUCUGGCUCACGUGGUGAUAAACUAUUGCAUUCGGUGUAUCUAAAGUUAGGCACUGUAGAGAUCACCGAUCAAGUUGAUGUAACCAGACAACUGCAGCAGAAAUUUUCAUUCAUUGAUGCCAAUCACACAGGCAUCUGGGGUUGGAGUUAUGGCGGCUAUGCGGCCGCUAUGGCUCUGGCCAAUGACGACAGUCAAGUGUUCCGUUGUGCCGCUUCUGUAGCACCCGUAACCGAUUGGGCUUACUAUGACUCCAUUUACACUGAACGCUAUAUGAGUCUGCCCAAACUGAAUGAAGUCGGUUAUGCGAAUUCACAGCUCACCACACGCGCACAGCGUUUGCGCGGCAAGAAAUUCAUGCUGAUCCACGGCACUCUCGAUGACAACGUGCACUACCAACAGGCUAUGGUUUUGGCGAAGAAUUUGGAGAGAUUGGACAUCCUAUUUAAGCAAAUUAGCUAUACCGAUGAAGACCACAGCUUGGCGUCAGUGCGACCGCAUUUAUAUCACUCGUUGGAUCGUUUCUUCGGCGACUGCUUCGGCAACAAGCGCAUGAUGUCGCGUUGGAAUGGCAAAUGAUUGUAUCGUCAUAAUAACAACAACAACAGUAAACGAACCAGCAAACAGGGAAUAUAGCGAAGGCGAAAAGGACGAAAAGAAAAGAAAACAGAAAGAUAAUAUCAGAGUCAAAAAGUGACUCAACUGAAGACAAUAUCGGUGUGAAUUAAAAUUAAAUUUAAUAAAAAUUAGAAAAAGCGCAAACAGCGCAAAACACUCAAAGGUGACAAACACACUCAAGUGUAAGCACACCAGUAAUUGAAAAAAAAUAUUUGCAAUUAAAAAAAAUGAAGCAUACGCGUAGGCGAACGAAUUUUUGUACUUAAUAAACAGAUGUAAGUGUAAGCAAAUUUUUUUUUUUUUUAAUUUUCAAAAUAAAUACAUAAAGCAUGCAUACAUACGUAUAUACAUACAUAGAACAGCUGAGAUAGCAUUUAACUAUAACUAGUAUCUCAAUUAACGCAAACAAGCAACAAAAUUAGAGCGCAUUGACAUAAAUAUUUCCGCAAAGCUACAUACACGCACACAUACAUAUGUAGCGAUGAGGUUUAAAGUAGACAAAUUUUAUUAGCAUUUAAUAAGCAAUAUUAUAAAUAGAAUUAAGCAGAAGGAGAAGCAAAAACAAAAAAAAAAACAAAAAAACAAACAAAGAAAUAUAGUUCCACACAAACAAAGUUAUUUAAAAAAAAAAUUUAAGCGUAAACACACAAAGAAAGGGCAAUGAAAUUUGGAAAACACGCAAUUCCAAAACAUAAUUUAUGUUCUAUACACAUACAAAGACGUAGAGAUAUAGUGGCGUAUAUACAUGUACGCACACAUAAUUGCAAACAUAGUAGUUGUAGUUGGUAAACAAGUUUUUAAAAAUUAUUUUUAAAAAAUUUGUAAAAUCUUUUUUCGUUUUUAUAAAACAAAAAGUAGUAAUUUUGUCCCCCGUGAAUGUCAGUCACAAUUGUUACGUUUUCCUAGGUUUAUUUAUCGAUUCAGCAGCACACGUAUAUAAAAAAGCACACAUAAUACAAAAAAUUUUGUGAAAAAAUUACAAAUUUGAGUAUAAAAGGGCAUACAUUUUAAACAAAAAAUUUUGCAAAAAAAAAAAGAUUUGGUUUAAAAAAAAGCACACAUAAUACAAAAAUUUUUGUGAAAAAAUUACAAAUUUGAGUAUAAAAGGGCACACAUUUUAAACAAAAAAUUUUGCAAAAAAAAAACAGAUUUGGUUUAAACAAAAGCACACAAUAAAUUAAGUUUAAAAAAAGCGCACACUUUAAAAAAAAAUUUCGCCAAAAAAUUAAAAAUUUGGUUUAAAAAAGCGCACAAUUUUAAACAAAAAAUUUUGUGAAAAAACUACAAAGUUGGGUUUAGUUUUAGAAACUUUAUUUAUACUAAAAAUAUACUAAAUUUAAGUUAAUGAUAUUUAGUUUAAAAAUUUAUUGUUUGUAUUAUAUGUUCAAAUAGUAUUGUUUUUUAAUUUACUUUUUCUUUAUUUUUAAAAAUUUGCUUGAUCUUAUGCUAUAAAAUAGUAGUAUAUAAAAUCAAAUUACAUACGUUAUUUAGGUUAAAAAACUUUAAAUUAAGUCAAACACAUAUUUUACACUAGCGGCGCCGGCUAUUUGUUUAAAAUAUGUAUUUUUUUAGUUAAGUAUUUUUUUUUAUAUUUUUUUUGUUUUAAUUACUUUUUUUUUAUUAUUUUUUUUAAGUUACUAUUAUUUUUACAGAAAAAUAUAUGCUUUAUCUAGCAUUUAUUUUUUAAAUUAUAUAUUAAAUUUUCCUUGGUAAAUUCCAAACAAAAAACAAACAAAUAUUUAUAAUACCAGUUUUAUAUAUGUACAUUAUUUUGCAUUUUCCUUAAAGCAAAAUCCUAAAUUUUCAAAAUUCAAAAAAAUUAUUUUAAGCAAUCUAACAUUUAACUGCUUAAAAUAAGUUUUGAAAGAAACUAUUUUUUAUAUACACAUUUUUUCAAAUAGUUUUUAUUUUUAUAUAAAUUUUUGGCAUUCAAUACUGCUAAAAAAAAUAAUUUUAAAUUGCAAAAUAUGAAGGUAAAUUAAGUAGUUUACUUAAUAUUACUAGCAUAGCUGUUUCAAUAAAGCAAAUAUUCUAAAAAAAAAAAACAUGCACAAAAUCACAAAAUAAAAAAACACACCAAACA